Aphanomyces invadans is the source of this 434-nucleotide messenger RNA. RefSeq lists its product as hypothetical. The record is from RefSeq and is a predicted model, not a curated record. The transcript has 3 exons. The coding region runs from base 16 to 390 and encodes 124 amino acids. NCBI's taxonomy places the organism in Eukaryota, Oomycota, Saprolegniomycetes, Saprolegniales, Verrucalvaceae.
CUCUCAACCCCGCAGAUGUCGUUCAAAGCCGCUUCCGUCGCUGCCGUGGUGUCGUCGUCUGUGUGGUGGAAGGUAGCUGCUGUAUCCGGUGCUGCUGCCGUUGCAUUUGGUGCGUUCGGUGCCCAUGCGCUCCAAUCUCGUGUGAAAAACCCCAAACGCAUCAAGACGUGGGAAACAGCUUCUCAUUACCAUUUGAUCCACUCCGUUGCCCUUCUGGCUGUCCCAUUAGCGCGCCGCCCAAAUGUUGCGGGGGGCUUCCUCACGGCCGGGAUUGUCCUCUUCUCUGGCAGUUUAUACACACUAGUAUUGAGUGACCAGGCGAAACUCGGAAUCAUUACGCCGUUUGGGGGCCUUGCGUUUAUCGCUGGGUGGCUGGCGUUUUUACUUUGAAUUGGUCGAUCAAUACAUCCGUCGUUGUCUACUUGGUUACUCUA